UUUUCAACAGUGAUCAUGACAGGGCUGAUCGCAUCCUUGUAUCGACAACCAAAAUAAUGUAUUAUCUUAAUUAUGAUCGAUGAAUUAGUUCAUUAUUAUAAGACAGGUGGCUAAAUACACAACUACUAGUCUUUGGCGAACAAUAUUAAAAUGAAACUUUUGGUCCUGGUUGUUGCAGCGCUAUAUGCGUGUGCGCACGCCGGCGUUACCAUCCAAAAUGAAAUUGGCGAUAACAUAAAGGCCCAUUUAGGCCGUCAGGAGCUGCAAUUCCACGCAGGAUCUACGGUGAUCACUGAUGACGACCAGCAGUUGAUCGCAGAGCUACAGACGCGAGAGACUCAGGACCGCAACCUCGUCGCCAACGCUAUCAGGGACGCCCUAGAGGGAUUCAGAGAUGACGUCAUUAACGGCAACGAUGUCCUACCACCGCUGGACCCCUUCCACGUCCCCCAUAUUGGACCUUUCGAGUAUUCUGCCACUGCGAUCCGUGUGCGUGGUAACCUCCACAACUUCCAAAUGGAAGGUUUGCGGUGGUAUGUGGUCGACCACGUCACCUUCAACACGUUGCGACUCGCGCUAGGCGUCCAGAUCACUGUGCCCUGGCUUACUUUCACUGGUAGCUACGAUGCCUUUGCGAGAGUGGCUCUGGUGACCCACAAUGCUGGAGGCAACUACAGGGUGUUUAUCAACCGGCUGCAGACCUCAGUGGACGUGCGCGUGGGCACCAACAUCCUCGGAGGUGGCACCCUCAUCCUGAGAGAGCUCAACAUCGACAUUGUCAUCCAUAAUAUCAAUAUUCAAAUCGAUGGUAUGGUGGGAUCGUCAUUGUUGAACAAUAUGAUCAACGCGUGGGUGCAGAACAUGGCUCAAAACCUGCUGCGUGACGAGCUGGAAGCCUUCAGUCAGCUGCUUAGCCAACAGCUGUUCGACGUCGUCGCUGAGUUCCUGGCUAACUUCACGCUCGACGACCUUCUCGGCUAGGGUCAACGACCUUCUGACGAUGGACAUACGAACAAAUGAACAAUUGUAAAUAAACGAUAAAAUUUUAUUUAUGUUCAGAAUUCUGUUGGUGAGCUAUAGUUACCUAUAGAAUGUUGUUUUUGACUGACAUGUCGCAGAAUUCUAUUACACUGCGGGUGAAUGGGGGGCGUUAAGGGCUCUCUACCGAUUUUGCAAUGUUUACGUCAAGAUGCUAUACCUAAACGUGUUAAUAGAGAUAAGUAUGGUAAUACCCACGAUAAUGUCCUGUGAUAAUAAGAUUUGCAUUGAUGUAUUGUUGUUAAUCUGUAAUUAUUACUACGGAUUAUUGCGAUAAAUA
Molecule: messenger RNA, 1318 nt
Organism: Pectinophora gossypiella (pink bollworm)
Lineage: Eukaryota; Metazoa; Arthropoda; Insecta; Lepidoptera; Gelechiidae
Exons: 7
Coding region: 151-981 (276 amino acids)
Molecular function (GO): lipid binding
Source: RefSeq, a predicted model, not a curated record